Trichomycterus rosablanca is the source of this 2709-nucleotide messenger RNA. RefSeq names its product PRP3 pre-mRNA processing factor 3 homolog (yeast) (gene prpf3). Bases 123 to 2237 code for a protein of 704 amino acids. The transcript is spliced from 17 exons. Gene Ontology annotation, biological process: mRNA splicing, via spliceosome. Lineage: Eukaryota; Metazoa; Chordata; Actinopteri; Siluriformes; Trichomycteridae. The record is from RefSeq and is a predicted model, not a curated record. Gene Ontology annotation, cellular component: U4/U6 x U5 tri-snRNP complex.
UUUCUUCAUUUUUUGUUACGUUUCUGGAUUAAAACCAUUUAUCUGUUUACAGAGUUUAAAUUUGUAAAAGAAGCAUUUUGUUACGAGUUAGACUGUGAGCGGAAUUAGCCGUUCUCUUCAGCAUGUCUCUGCCCAAGCGAGAGGUGGAGGAGCUGCGGCCCUGGGUGGAACGCACUGUAAAGAAGGUGCUGGGCUUUUCCGAACCCACUGUGGUCAUUGCAGCUUUGCACUGCGUGGGAAAAGGCCUGGACAAACAGAAGACAACAGAGCAGCUCAGGCCUUUUCUGGAUGAUUCGGCAAGUAGUUUUGUGGAGCGUCUGUUUGAGGCCCUGGAUGAAAGCAAGAACUCUCGGGGGAGUAAAGGCACAACCGAGAAAAACCGGAAGAGAGAACUAAAGGAAGUUUUUGGAGAUGAGGUAGAGCCACCAAGGGCUGGAGAGGGGGAUGAAUCUGCAGUAAAAAAGAGAAGAGUGCCUCGAUUUGAAGAGGUUGAUGAGCCAGAAGUUCUACCCGGACCUCCUAUGGAAAGUCCCGGCAUGCUCACCAAGAUGCAGAUUAAGCAGAUGAUGGAAGCAGCCACACGCCAGAUUGAGGAGAGGAAGAAGCAGCUAAGUUUUGUUGCUCCUGUUGCAUCGCCCAGAUUACCCUCGGGUCCUUCCCAGCCUGUGGCUCCUGGUGUGCGUCCUCUCCUUUCCGGAGUUGGCGCUGCAGGCUUGGGCCAGUCCAUCGGCCCCUCUCAGGCCGCCAGCUUUAUGAACGAUGCCAUCGAGAAGGCGCGCAAGGCUGCUGAGCUUCAAGCCAAGAUCCAAUCCACACUGACCCAGAAACCAGACAUCCUGGGAGCUCUGAACAAUACUGGCUCACAAAACCUGGUGGCACUUGCCAACCUUCAUGCCAUGGGCAUUGCACCACCCAAAGUGGACAUUCGUGAUCUGUCAAAGCCAACACCACUCAUUCUGGAUGAGCUUGGCAGGACUGUCGACGCUAGCGGCAAGGAAGUGGAGCUCACACAUCGCAUGCCCACGCUGAAAGCUAACAUCAGAGCAGUAAAACGAGAGCAGUUCAAGCUGCAGCUUAAGGAAAAGCCUUCAGACGACCUUGAGUCCACGUCGUUCUUCGACCCCAGAAUGGCCGUGCCACCACCGCAAAGACAAAGAAGAGGCUUCAGGUUCCACGAUAAAGGCCGAUUUGAGAAGAUAGCUCAGAGGAUACGCACAAAAGCUCAGUUGGAGAGGUUGCAGAUGGAAAUUGCGCAGGCAGCUAAAAAGACUGGUAUCCAAGCCUCGACCAAACUAGCUCUGAUUGCCCCUAAGAAAGAGCUUGGUGAGGACGAGGUGCCUAACAUGGAGUGGUGGGACUCUUUUAUCCUGCUUAACAGCACAGAAUUCUUUGAUAAUAUGGUGUUUGACAAUAUGGAGUUCCAUGGGAUCACUAAUUUGGUGGAGCACCCAGCCCAAAUGGCACCUCCAGUGGACGGUGAUAUAGCAGUGACGCUGGGUGUGUACCUGACAAAGAAGGAGCAGAAGAAGCUGAGGAGACAGACGCGGCGUGAGAAGCAGAAAGAGUUGCAGGAGCAGGUUCGGCUUGGUCUCAUGCCCCCACCAGAGCCCAAAGUACGUAUCUCCAAUCUGAUGCGUGUCCUGGGCACGGAGGCGGUGCAAGAUCCCACGAAGGUGGAGGCCCAUGUCAGAGCGCAGAUGGCUAAGAGACAAAAGGCUCACGAAGAGGCAAAUGCAGCACGUAAACUCACAGCGGAACAGAGGAAGGAGAAGAAAGUAAAGAAGCUGAAGGAGGAUCUGACUCAGGGUGUUCACAUUUCUGUCUACAGAAUCAGAAACUUGCAUAACCCAGCCAAGAAGUUCAAGGUGGAGGCCAAUGCAAACCAACUGUAUUUGACGGGCACCGUGGUUCUGCACAGAGACGUCAACAUUGUGGUGGUGGAGGGAGGACCCAAAUCGCAGAAAAAGUUCAAGCGACUGAUGCUGAACAGGAUCAAAUGGGAAGAGCCCAGUUCAAAGAGGGAAGAGAUUCAUGGCUCAGACGAUGAGGGAUCGAGAAAGCACAAUAAGUGCUCACUCGUUUGGGAGGGUACGGCAAAGGAGCGCAGCUAUGGUGAGGUAAAGUUUAAGCAGUGCCCGACGGAGAACAUGGCACGUGAGCACUUUAAGAAACACGGCACAGAGCACUACUGGGAUCUGGCAUUGAGUCAGAGUGUCCUGGAGACUGCAGAUGAUUAGAGGCCAUCACAUCAGUGAGGAGUAUGAAAGAGAACAAUGCAAUCCGAGUGAGACAGGCAGUCAUGUUUGGUCUUUUGAAGAAAAGUAGACAUUUAAGACUGCAUGGUAUAAUCACAUCCCGAUGAGCUCAGUGAGCUGGAUUUAAUCCAGCAUGUGCAGCAAGUUGACGGGCGUGUGUGUUCAGGUCUAGUUUAAUAACGGAACUGCUGCUGUUAAAUGGAUAUCAGACUAAUUGCUCAUGAUCACAUUAAACCAUUUGUGGACAGUCUGUGGACUCAGAUUUGACUUGUGAUGUGCAAAAAGCUGCUGGCUUGAACUCCAUCAUUCAGUGGACAAGGGUUUUUGUUUCCAAACCAAAAUGUAAAUUUCUUCUUUUUUAUUAAGUGGAUUGAAGAUACUCGCUGGUCUCUUCAGAGCUGUAAAGCUGAUACCAACUGCACCCAGUCAUUAAAGUUUGGAGGGGGAAACUGUA